Molecule: messenger RNA, 666 nt
Organism: Metarhizium robertsii ARSEF 23
Lineage: Eukaryota; Fungi; Ascomycota; Sordariomycetes; Hypocreales; Clavicipitaceae
Product: hemerythrin HHE cation binding domain-containing protein
Exons: 1
Coding region: 1-666 (221 amino acids)
Source: RefSeq, a predicted model, not a curated record
AUGGCCACCGACAUGGUCCAUGUCCACAACAUGUUCCUCCGCGCCCUCAACAGCAUCAUCCUACAAUCACCACAUGUUGUUAAACCGGGAGAUAUUGCCGACUUGCUGGCCUACACCAAAACAGUCGUGAUUACCAUUGACGCUCACCACUUUGGGGAAGAGGAAUACUUGUUCCCAGCACUGGCAGCCUAUACCAAGAACCAAGACAUCAUGUCCGCGAACCAGGCCCAGCACGCUGCAUUCCACGCAGGGCUGUCGCGCCUAGGAGAAUACUGCAAAUCUACGAGCCCGGACGAGUACUCGCACACGACGUUCAAGGGUCUGAUCGACGCCUUUGCACCGUCAUUGUACGAGCACCUGCGCGAUGAGAUUCCCACCAUUCUCGCUCUCAAGGUGUACCCGAGCGACGAGCUCAGGCGCAUGUGGGUGCAGGCCGAGAAGCACAUUGCUGAUGUGGGGAGCUACGAUGAAAUGUUGCCCUUGGCGUUUGGAUGCAUGGAUCGUGGGUUUGAAGGAGGGAGGCACAAGUUCCCGCCAGCACCUUGGUGGGUUGCAUGGGUCGUCCGAUACUGGUUCGCCAGGCGGCAUCAGAGUGUGUGGCGCUUUAAUCCUUGCGACAUGUGGGGGGUGCCGCGGCCGCUAACGUUCCUGCCAAUUGACAUUUGA